Molecule: messenger RNA, 1037 nt
Organism: Megalops cyprinoides (Indo-Pacific tarpon)
Lineage: Eukaryota; Metazoa; Chordata; Actinopteri; Elopiformes; Megalopidae
Gene: nudt6
Product: nudix (nucleoside diphosphate linked moiety X)-type motif 6
Exons: 5
Coding region: 50-1027 (325 amino acids)
Molecular function (GO): ADP-ribose diphosphatase activity; NAD binding; NADH pyrophosphatase activity
Source: RefSeq, a predicted model, not a curated record
UAUGUAACGGUAUGUCCUACAGUGUUUCGCCUCAUAGCGCUGUUUUUGCAUGACGAUGGCAGCUCUGAACUGCAAAGUAUUUCCCAUCAUCAGAACUGUAUUCGUGAAGGCGAGUCCGGGCUGUUUGCGUGCGACGCGUUUAACGCAAAGGACGGAUCGAUUCUUUUCUUGUUUGGGUCAGAACUGUCAGCUUCACAAUGAGAAAGGGACAAAGAGCAAUACAUUGACCGGAAAGGUGGACAGGUUUGGUGGUGUCACUGUGCAUCUCAACGAACGUGAAUUUCCACCUGACAUCAGCGACGGCACCUUCAGCGUUCUACUGCGAGACUCUCUCAGCCAGUGGAGGACAGAGGGCCGGGUGGCGGUGUGGCUGCACGUUCCCAUCUCCCAGAGCCGCUUAAUGGGCGUGGCCGCCUCACAGGGCUUCACCUUCCACCAUGCCCGGCAGGACCGGGCCACGCUCGCCCUUUGGCUGGGGGAAGGGGAAAGCAGGCUGCCUGGGUUUGCCACACACCAGGUCGGGGUCGCAGGUGCAGUCCUAGAUGAGACAAGUGGAAAAGUUCUCGUCGUUCAAGACAAAAACAAGACAAAAGAUGCAUGGAAGUUCCCAGGUGGGCUUUCUGACCCAGGGGAAAAUAUUGGUGCCACAGCCGUGCGGGAGGUCUUCGAGGAGACAGGGGUGCGAGCUGAGUUCAGGUCCCUCCUUAGCAUCCGGCAGCAGCACAACCACCCGGGCGCCUUCGGCAUGUCCGACAUGUACAUCAUCUGCCGCCUGCGCCCCCUGACCUUCGACAUCAACUUCUGCAGGCAGGAGUGCCUCAGGUGCGAGUGGAUGGAGGUGGCCGAGCUGGCCAAGACGGACGCCACCACGCCCAUCACCAGCCGGAUAGCCAGGCUCCUGCUCUACGGGUCCAGGGAGGGUUUCGACAAGAUCGACCUCUCCAUGGAGGAGCUGCCUGCCGUCUACUCGGGGAUGUUCUACCAGCUGUACCACAGGGCGCUGCCCGAGGCGUGCCGACAGGUCUGAACGCGCGUCC